Messenger RNA from Raphanus sativus (radish), 947 nucleotides. Its product is annotated as short-chain dehydrogenase TIC 32 B, chloroplastic. The record is from RefSeq and is a predicted model, not a curated record. NCBI's taxonomy places the organism in Eukaryota, Viridiplantae, Streptophyta, Magnoliopsida, Brassicales, Brassicaceae.
AAACAACGCAGGCAGAUUAGCACAUGAACAUGCAAUAUCCGAAGACGGGAUCGAGAUGACAUUUGCCACUAAUUAUUUAGGCCAUUUUCUGUUGACAAAUCUGCUACUGAAGAAGAUGAUUCAAACGGCAGAGGAAACAGGAGUUCAAGGGAGGAUCGUUAACGUUACGUCCGGCAUUCACGGCUGGUUUUCUGGCGAUUUGAUCGAAUAUCUCCGGCAGAUAUCCCAACCCAAGUGUCAAUUCGAUGCGACACGUGCAUAUGCUCUCUCGAAGCUUGCCAAUGUUUUGCAUACCAAGGAGCUCUCUUCUAGACUCCAGAAAAUUGGAGCAAACGUGACGGUAAACUGCGUACACCCAGGGGUUGUAAAAACCCGGUUAACAAGAGACCGGGAAGGCUUAUUGACAGAUCUCGUCUUCUUCCUGACUUCCAAGCUCCUUAAGACCGUCCCUCAAGCAGCAGCAACGACAUGUUACGUGGCAACAAAUCCAAGGUUGAUAAACGUAUCCGGAAAGUACUUUACGGACUGCAAUGAGACCACACCAUCUGGACUCGGAUCUAACUCCUCCGAAGCUACCAAGCUAUGGGCUGCCUCUGAGAUUCUGGUAACUCAACAUUCCAAGACCGGGUUCGACCCACUUAGCUAAAGAAAACAUUAGUAACUAUAUACCGCUAGGAAAAUUAUACACACAUCCAAGUAGCUGAGAAUAUCUUAUGAAGUUUGGUCAAUCCCCCGAAGUUAUACUGUACUCGAGAGUCUUAUAAACAUAAUAACAUAUACGAUUUAUACUAGUGUCCUAUUUCUAUAGUACUAAUGCGUAGCUGAUGUACACUUUUAUCUUUGUUUAUAGGUAUACUAAGUUAUACUGUAUAUUGUACACUUUUAUCUUUGUUUAUAGGUAUACUAAGUUAUAUAAAUAAUAACAAAUUGUAGUUUCUUUUUUUUCA